UUAUAUUUGUGUUGUCGAGCAUGCCACUUGGUCUUUAGGCUUUUGUUGAACUACUACAACUACAGCAAGUUCAAAAAUCAAAGAGGAAUACAAACAUAUUUCAUAUACAAAGCCCAACUAUAAAAGUGAGCUGCAGCUACUGUCACAACAUUUUAUUGAUAUACACAUAUUAAAGCAAAGCUAAUUUUUGUGCGAAAUUCGUGUGUUUAACUGUUGCGAAGCGCGUGUGAAAAGUUAAACAAUAAAAGAAAAUAUCAAAAACUUUAAUUGCAAUUUUGUUGUAUGAAAAACAAUUUCAUUGUUGUCGCUUACGCAAGGCCAACCAAACUUACAAUACAGCUGGCAAACCCCAAUUUGGAUUAUUAAUAGCGCCUAAUUAAUAUUUUGCGCCGUUAGCAAUCAGAUAUUCUGUAAAAGCAGCUAACAGCAAUAGCAACAACAACAACAACAACAACAACAGCAACAAAUUUGCCAGCAGCAACAAUGUCGAGUGCCAGCGUACAUGCUCCCCAAAUUGCCGACAUUUGCAGUCCGCUCUCUCAUCACAGCUUGGGUCUAUCUGCCUCGCUGCCUGAUUUGGUUGGCAGCCCAUUGGAGAUCAACAUGGACAGCGUGCUGACCAUUGAGGAGCUGCGCCAACAUUUGGGCUCGUGCUUUACAUGCGGCGUCUCCUGGACCGAUGAUCAUGUCUCGCUCGAUUGCAGCGAAUGUGGCGGCUAUAGCCUGGAGCGUCCCUGCCCUCUGUGCGAUGGCCAGUGUGGUGUGCAAUGGAAGCGUGACUUUGCCAUGUCGCAUGCAUGCAGCAAAGCACGUUGGGUCGGCGUCUGUCUGAGUUUUCCGGAAGCAAUGGCCGCCGCUGUGCAACAGCUGCCCGUGGCAAAUAAUGUGGCACCAACAACGGCCACAUCGUGUGCUGCUGCCGCAGCGAAUCAGCUGCGUCUCGCCCAGGAGUUGUGCUCGCGCCUGGAGCAACUGUCGACCGCAUCGUCAUCGGCGCCCAACAAAAUGACGCGUCUCUGAAGCGUUCGCCGUGGACGUGAUACAGUACAGUGUU
Drosophila arizonae is the source of this 1054-nucleotide messenger RNA. It is a transcript of the gene Pino, whose product is annotated as protein pinocchio. The record is from RefSeq and is a predicted model, not a curated record. NCBI's taxonomy places the organism in Eukaryota, Metazoa, Arthropoda, Insecta, Diptera, Drosophilidae.